GGAAAUCUGGUUGCUCCUGCUUUAAACAUUAUUGCCAGUGAUUUGUUGCCCAAUUGGCAAUUUCUGGAGUCAUUUUCAUGAGCAUCUUUCUUGUCACUCCAAUCAAAUUCCAUUCGAUCCUUAUUUGUCCGAUUUUCUCGCAGCUGUGCCUCAAUUUCAGACAAUGUUUUAAUGAACAGCAAACGAAUUUCAGAUAUUAAUGCUUUUUCUUUUAUCAGUUCCUCUUCAGGCUCAUCUCUCACAAUCUCGUUAUCUGGUCGUCGAGUUCUGGUUUCAAUACAUUCAGUAACAAUCGAUUCAGGCAUUUGCAAGACAUUCAUUGCUUGCUUUAAACGUCUUCGUUGUUCCUCUAAUGUGCAAAUUUCAUCAGUCAUUGCACGAAUUGCUCUUUCAAGACACUGCUUCCAGUCAUCGAUGUCACGAGCUCGAUUUUGAAGUCUUUUAGAAUUAUCAGACUGAUUAUGCUCAGUGACUUCAUAUGAUCUCAUUAUGGAGUUUUUGGCUGAGUUCUCGACCCUAAAAAUAUUAAUUUAAGGCCUUAAAUUAUUUUUUCAAACUGGAAGAAACUUACACAAUACUUUUUGCAAUCGCAUCAUUUGCAGCCUUCAAUGUAUCAUAAUUCCUCCUUCUCCAUUCAUUGGUGCUGAAUCUUGUUAUCGAAUAUGAAUCAACAACAGGACGUGUACCAGUCAAUCCACCUAAUGGACUCCAAUCAACUCUUCCUGUAGCCCACGGUCCGAUUUGCAUCAUUUGAGCUUGUGCUGAUGGGACAAUGACAUGAUCAUCAUUUUCUUGUGGCAAAUAGCAUUGUGGCUUUUCUGCUGGUAGUCCAAGUGGAUUUGUUUGAAUACCAUAAUCUUCAGGAAGUGGCCGUUGAAGUACUGCACUUGAUGGAGGUUUCAAGGAUGAAUCUUUCGAUUCUCUAAGCAUGCUCAUGACCUUUGGAUGAUACGGAUCUGGUUCUCGAACAGUCUCUUCAACAUGAAUCUUACAAUCUCUAGAUCUUGAUGGAUCUUUAAGCUUAAAUCCACGUUCAGGUCCACAAACAUCGUCAAACUCAUCAAGAGCUGAAGAAACACGGAACUGGAAUUUGAAAUUUUAGAUUAAUUUGAUUUUUAAAGUUUUUAAUUCCCUCACAUUUUCAUUCCUCUUAAAUGUCGAUAAUCCACCCAUUCCUGAACAUGCAACACAAGGUAUACACGGCUUAAUGCUUGAACAAUUACAAGCCAUUUUAAUUCAACUGACGAACUUCUCUUUUAAUCGAUCAAACAUGAGUAAAGUUUUGCUAUAGAGCAUUAUGGAAAUGAAGUUCUUGAAUUAUAGCACUAAGGGAUACUUAUUAUUAAUGCUAUGACGACUGUGAUUGAGUUUCAUUCGUUCUCAAAAUUACUUUUUCAGAAUAUUUUCCCUGCAGUUUGUUAAUUUUCGGAACUAAAAUGGAAUUUAAGGAUGUUGAAAUUGUUAAAAAUUGCACAACAGUAAAGAAAGUGCCAAAAGAAGUUAAAGAAAACUGUAAAAGCUUUAAUUUUGAAGGAAAAGAUUUCUUAAAAACAGUCGACAAGGAAAUUUUGUACAUAAAUGACUCAAUUAAAAUUGGAAGUGAUGAAAACUUUCAAGCUAGAAAAGAAUCUCAAUCAGCAUGGAAUGAAUGGAAAGAAUCAGACUUUUCAGAAGAAUGUCAACAAGAAACAAGACAAACUCCACCUGCUUGCUUCGAUGCAGUUCCAAAAAAACUUCAUGAACAAAUGUCACUUCCAAUAAACAAUAUCAAAGACCUAAGCUUCUAUGAAACCUUCAUAAUCAGUCAAAAGACAGAAGACUCCAAUUUAUCCGAUAUUGAAGCUGAAACAGAGACAGCAAACACAAAUGAAAUUGGAAGUGCAUGUCUAAUGAUUGAGGAAUUAUCAGAUGGAAACAUAUUAAUAUUCUCAAUACAACAAAUGUUUAUCAAUGGUGAACGUACUAUUUAUGAGAGUCUUUCAGUUGUCACAAAAGAUUUGAAGUUAAUUCAAGAAAAACGAAUUGAGAGAAAAUGCAGCGAUAGCGAGUUUAUGGAAAAGACAAUUUUCAUAAUGCCAACUGAAAAUGGACUUCGACUGACUAAGUCAAUAACAAAGGAUAAAGACACUGAAUGCUUUAAUAGAGAUGUUGAAUGGACAAAGUCUGGAGAUUUUCUAUCUGCUGGUGCAAGAGCACUUAUGAUUAGAAAAUUAAUUAUGGAGAAUUUUAAUCAAUGCAUUCAAGCAUAUACUUGUGAUAUUGAUGGAGAUUUCGCAUUGACACAGUUUUGGUUUCAUGGAAUUGAACUUAAAUUUAUGAAUGACCAUGCACUGACAGUUAAACGUGUUGAUCGAAUACUGAUUUUUGAGGAAAAGAAGAUUAAGAAAAUUUCGAGCUUCUUCUUAAUGCAAUCUGGUCAAAUGCUGAAGCAGAUUUGUGACAGUCAAAAUUAUUUCAUUCACAGUAAUCCAUUGAUUGAUCCGUUCCAAGCAAAAUACACAAAGCAUCUUCAGAAAAAUUGGCAAGAUGAUGUCGAACUUAUGUCAAUGUAUCUUGAAUAUAAAGCAAAACGGAAAGAAGAAUUGAAGAAAAAGUUUGAAAGUCCACAAAUGAAGAUAGUGCUUAAUGACUACAUCCUCAAUUUAAUCAAAUGCAAACCCGAAGGUAUUAUGAACUUUACAGCUGAGUUCAUAAGAAAACUAGAACGCAACAAUAACGUCAAUGUCCAAUUGCAAAUAUUCAAAACAGUCGAGCGCCGGAAUCAGCAAAAUUGACAGAAGUUUUCCAAUUUAAAAUUCACCAAUAAACAAUAACAGUUUCCAAUAUUGCUGAAUUUUGCACAAUUCUUGUUUUUUUUUUUUAAUAAAAGAAAUUAAAAAACAAAAUCUG
This is a messenger RNA of Chironomus riparius, 2889 nucleotides long. The record is from the annotation of a GenBank genome assembly. NCBI's taxonomy places the organism in Eukaryota, Metazoa, Arthropoda, Insecta, Diptera, Chironomidae.